AUCACUUCUUCAGCGAUUGAAACGUCGAAUUUGGGACUCAGCUCAAGUGCUAAGCUCACGCAAUUGGAAAAAAAAAAAAAAAAUCCAUUGUAUCAGCAAAUCGAAUCCCCGCGAAAAGCUCGACCUUGACUCUGAUCAACUCGAUCGCUUCUUCGUGCGUCGAUCCGUGCUCGCUUCGGUUUUCGUCUCCAGGAUCGCCUGAGCUGGGAAGGUGACGUAGAAGGGAGGAUGGAUUUGGCAUCUAGAUACAAGGGUGUUGUUGGGCUUGUUUUCGGCCAUGACAAUUCUUCUUCAACUGAAGACAGUUAUGUGGAACGAUUGCUGGACCGCAUUAGCAAUGGCGUCCUGGCUGAGGAUCGCCGCACAGCUGUUUCAGACCUCCAGUCAAUCGUAGCAGAAAGCCGUGCUGCUCAGCUAGCCUUCGGUGCAAUGGGUUUUCCUGUACUAAUAGGGGUCCUGAAGGAAGAGCGGGAGGAUGUGGAAAUGGUUCGAGGUGCCCUUGAGACUCUUGUAGGUGCCUUAACACCUAUUGAUCAUGUGAAAGGGCCUACAAAUGAGGUUCAACCAGCUUUGAUGAAUGCUGAUUUGCUGUCUAGAGAACCUGAGAGCAUUUCCCUUAUUCUCAGUUUGUUGUCAGAGGAGGAUUUUUAUGUGCGAUAUUACACUCUUCAACUUCUAACAGCCCUUCUCACAAGUUCUCCAAAUAGGUUACAGGAAGCUAUUCUGACCAUCCCUCGUGGUAUAACUCGGCUUAUGGAUAUGCUUAUGGAUCGUGAGGUUAUACGUAAUGAGGCCUUACUACUUCUUACAUAUCUGACUCGUGAAGCUGAAGAAAUUCAAAAAAUCGUUGUAUUUGAAGGCGCAUUUGAGAAAAUUUUUAGCAUCAUUAAAGAGGAAGGGGGAUCAGAAGGUGGUGUGGUUGUGCAGGACUGUCUUGAAUUGUUGAAUAAUAUUGUCCGCCAUAAUGUGUCUAAUCAGAUACUUCUAAGAGAGACUAUUGGCUUCGAUCCAUUGAUAUCAAUUUUGAAGCUAAGGGCAAAUACAUACAGUUUUACGCAACAGAAGACGAUUAAUCUUCUGAGCGUGUUGGAAACCAUUACUCUGUUGAUAUCGGGAGGUGCAGAUGCUGACCCCUCAAAGGAUUCCAAUAGGACAACAAAUAAAGCAGUCUUAGUCCAGAAAAAGGUAUUGGAUCAUCUUGUUAUGUUGGGAGUUGAAAGCCAAUGGGCUCCUGUCUCUGUCCGUUGUGCGGCAUUAAGAUGCAUUGGCAAUCUUAUCGCUGGAUGCUCUAAGAAUCUUGAAGCCCUAGCAAGCAAAGUUCUUGGAGAGGAGCCUCAAGUAGAACCUGCUUUGAAUUCGAUUCUCAGAAUCAUUUUGAGGACAUCCAGUAUGCAAGAGUUUACUGCAGCUGAUUAUGUUUUUAAAUGCUUUUGUGAGAAUAAUGGUGAUGGUCAAAAAAUGCUGGCUUCCACGCUGAUUCCACAACCGCAUUCAAUGACACAAUCUCCCCUGGAGGAGGAUGUGAACAUGUCUUUUGGAAGCAUGCUGUUACGUGGUCUCACAUUGACUGAAAAUGAAGGCGAUCUUGAGUGUUGUUGCAGGGCUGCCAGCGUGCUGUCACACAUAUUAAAGGAUAACAUCCAGUGUAAGGAAAAGGUUGUUCAAAUUGAAAUUGAGGCUCCUACACCAUCAUUAGGAGCUCCAGAACCAUUACUCCAUCGCAUGGUCAAAUACUUAGCUCUUGCAUCUUCCAUGACAAGUAAAGAUGGAAAGUCAAACACAGGACAUGUGUUUGUUCAACCGAUCAUCUUGAAAUUGCUGGUGACCUGGCUUGCCAACUGCCCAAGUGCAGUGCACUCCUUCCUAGAUUCACGUCACCACCUUACAUGCCUGCUUGAGCUUGUAUCAAAUCCAUCAGCAACUGUUUGCACGAAGGGUUUGGCAGCGAUCUUGUUGGGAGAGUGUGUUCUCUACAACAAGUCCAGUGAAAAUGGAAGGGAUGCCUUUACUGUAGUUGACACCAUAAGCCAGAAAAUCGGGCUUACAGCUUACUUAAUAAAUUUUGAUGAGAUGCAGAAGAGUAGUGUUUUUGCCUCUAUAAAGUCAAGCCAGCCCCAGAGGCCAUUGACAAGGUCCAAUGCAGCUAGCAUGGCAGACAUUGAGGAUGUUGAUGAGAAUGAUAUGUCUGAUAAAAAGAGCCGCGAUCAUCCAAUUCUGUCAGUGAUUUUUGAUGCACAUUUUGUUAACUUCAUCAAGGGUUUGGAGGAAAAUAUUAGGGAUAGCAUUGUAGAGGUCUACAGCCAUCCAAAGAGUCAGGUAGCUAUGGUGCCAGCAGAAUUGGGGCAGAAGAAUGGGGAGAAUGACAAGGAGUACAUUGAGCGGCUGAAAUUGUUUGUGGAGAAGCAGUGUUUUGAAAUACAGGGUCUACUUGGACGCAAUGCGACUCUGGCAGAGGAAUUGGCCAAGACAGGGGGUGGUGGCAGUGGUUCAUCCCAAGCUGAGCAGAGGGCAGGUGGGAUUUCGGAGAGAGUCCAAGCAGACAGUCUGAGAAGAGAUCUCCACGAGUCAUCUCACCGCCUAGAAUUCCUCAAGGCAGAGAAAGCCAAGACCGAAUCCGAUUUGUCCAUGUACCGUAAUUUAGUGGGUAAGCUGGAAUCCGAUCUGAAGAGCCUAUCCGAUGCCUACAACAGUCUCGAACAGGCCAACUUCAAUCUAGAAGCAGAAGUGAAAGCUUUGAGGAGCGGAGGCGCCGCACCAGUGCCUGAUCUCAAAGUCGUGAAGGCGGAAGCGAGGGAAGAGGCGCAGAAGGAGAGCGAGGCUGAGCUGAACGAUUUGCUCGUGUGUCUUGGUCAAGAGCAGAGCAAGGUGGAGAGGCUGAGCUCAAGGUUGGAGGAAUUGGGAGAAGAUGUAGAUAAGUUGCUUGAAGGCGUUGGAGACGAUGCGGGGCUUCCUGAAGAUGAAGAUGAAGAGGAAGAAGAGUGAUGGGUAAUUUAUGUGUGUUGAUUCGGACUAUCUUUCUUCAUCCUACUUCCAAGGCAUUAGCAAUGGAAUUUGACUUGCAAGUCUGUACAUUUCCAGUAAAUUGUACAGUCUCUCUAAUUCUUUACUGGUGAAAUGCUGGAUCAGUACCAUCCUCCGUUAUACAUUGUUAGUAUAAUUUAUUUGUUCC
Molecule: messenger RNA, 3169 nt
Organism: Rhodamnia argentea
Lineage: Eukaryota; Viridiplantae; Streptophyta; Magnoliopsida; Myrtales; Myrtaceae
Product: golgin candidate 6
Exons: 20
Coding region: 229-2982 (917 amino acids)
Biological process (GO): transcytosis; intracellular protein transport; endoplasmic reticulum to Golgi vesicle-mediated transport
Cellular component (GO): ER to Golgi transport vesicle membrane; endoplasmic reticulum; Golgi stack
Molecular function (GO): protein binding
Source: RefSeq, a predicted model, not a curated record